AUGCUGGACCUGGUGAUCUUGGAGCAGUUCCUGGCUGUCCUUCCACUGGAGAUGGAGAACUGGGUGAGGGAAUGCGGAACAGAGACCAGUACCCAGGCAGUGGCGCUGGCCGAAGGUUUCCUCCUGAGUCAGGCAGAGGAGAGAAAGCAGGCAGAGAGAAAGCAGAGACAGGAUCUGUUUGCAGAAAUGGGCCCAGAUUCCUCUGAGACCAAAAGGACUCCAUUGGACACCAGAGAGAGGCUGCUGGGUGGUGAUGAUUUGGAAAUUGAGAAAGAGGACGCCCAUGACAGAAUCCACACAGUGGAGAAGCCAUUGCCACUCUUGGAGUGUGGAGAGAGCUUCAGUCACAGCUCCCAUUCGACUACCCACCAAAGAAAUGCUAUUGGGAAGAAACCCUCUCAGUUCUCUGAAUGGCGGGAAACUUUCUGUUGGAAUGAAAGCCUCACUUCACAGGAAAUAAUUCCCACAGGGGAGGACCCACUGAAAUACUUGGAAUGUGGAAAGAGCUUCAGUAACAGUGCACAUCUCAUUUCACAUCAAAUAACUCACAGCAGGGAGAAACCCUAUCAGGGCUUGGAUUGUAGGGAAAGCUUUAAUACAAGCACAACCUUCCAUAAACAACAGAGAAUUCACAGGGGGGAGAAGCCAUUUCAAUGCCGAGUGUGUGGAAAGAGCUUCAGUCAGAGCACCCAUCUCACAGCCCAUCAAAUAAUUCAUACAGGUGAGAAACCCUAUCAGUGCUCGGAAUGUGGGAAGAGCUUUAAUCACAGGGCGAAUCUCACGGCCCAUCAAAGGAUUCACAGUGGUGAGAAACCCUUUCAGUGCUCAGAAUGUGGGAAGAGUUUCACUGUGAGCUCCGGUGUCCUUGCAACACCUCCCCUUCCGGUCUGCUCCCCUUUCUCCCUCUAUCUGCUCAUCGCCAUCCCCCCACCAGUCCCCAGGAUCUAA
Molecule: messenger RNA, 948 nt
Organism: Podarcis muralis (Common wall lizard)
Lineage: Eukaryota; Metazoa; Chordata; Lepidosauria; Squamata; Lacertidae
Source: RefSeq, a predicted model, not a curated record